AUGCUCUUGCUUCCUUGCUUCCUAGUCGUGCAGUUUGCCAUGGAGUUUGCGCGCGGUAUUUACAGUAAUGACCCUUGGGUUGUUCUUGGGUUCAUCGUCCUUGUUGUGGGCAUUGGCCUGAUCUUCAUGUUGUUGCUGACGCUCCUGCUCACACUUCUCAUGAUUCACCUCCCAUGCAAUUUGAUCAUGUUCUCAAUCUUCGACUCGUUCAUGAACCUUGGGAUGGUGUUCCUCGCAAAAGAAGGGAGGCCGCCGCUGCUCUCCUGGGGUGUGCUGAUCACUCCUCUUCUGAACUGUUGCCUGAUCUGGGAUGCCGUCAAGCUGAUCCAGCCGACGGAGCCAACAGGUGCAGUUAUGCUCUUCGAAGCCGCGGGGAGGGCUGUGCAUCCUAUGCAGAUUCUGUAA
Molecule: messenger RNA, 405 nt
Organism: Symbiodinium pilosum
Lineage: Eukaryota; Dinophyceae; Suessiales; Symbiodiniaceae
Source: the annotation of a GenBank genome assembly